AUGGAAAAUAGCAUGAUGUUUAUAUCGCGUUCCUUGCGGAGACCCGUUACUGCUUUGAACUGCAAUUUACAAAGCGUUAGAACAGUCAUAUACCUUCAUAAGGGUCCGAGAAUUAAUGGUUUGAGACGAGAUCCAGAGUCGUACUUGAGAAAUCCUAGCGGGGUACUCUUUACUGAAGUUAACGCAAAAGAGUGUCAAGACAAAGUUAGAUCCAUACUACAAUUGCCCAAGUACGGAAUAAAUUUAUCAAACGAACUGAUUUUGCAGUGUUUAACACAUAAGUCGUUCGCACACGGGUCAAAGCCAUACAACGAAAAACUGAAUCUGCUAGGAGCACAGUUUUUGAAACUACAGACGUGCAUUCAUUCGUUAAAGAAUGGUUCGCCGGCCGAGAGUUGCGAGAACGGGCAACUUUCUUUGCAGUUCAGCAAUCUGGGAACAAAAUUCGCUAAGGAAUUAACGUCCAAAAACACAGCAUGCACAUUCGUUAAAUUACAUAAUCUAGACCCUUUCAUAUUUUGGAAGAUGAGAGACCCAAUAAAAGAUGGCCACAUAAAUGGUGAAACCACGAUUUUUGCUAGUGUCUUGAACGCAUUUAUUGGUGCAAUUCUGUCAACGAAUGGAUCUGAAAAAGCAGCUAAAUUUAUCCAAGGAAGUUUGCUGGAUAAAGAAGAUCUUCAUUCCUUGGUUAACAUUGCUAAUGAAAAUGUAGCAUCUGCAAAGGCAAAAAUAUCCGACAAGGAAAAUAAAGCAUUUCUGUGA
This is a messenger RNA of Saccharomyces cerevisiae S288C, 762 nucleotides long. RefSeq names its product mitochondrial 54S ribosomal protein mL57 MRPL15 (gene MRPL15). The coding region runs from base 1 to 762 and encodes 253 amino acids. The transcript has a single exon. Gene Ontology annotation, cellular component: mitochondrial large ribosomal subunit; mitochondrion. Lineage: Eukaryota; Fungi; Ascomycota; Saccharomycetes; Saccharomycetales; Saccharomycetaceae. The record is from RefSeq and is marked reviewed. Gene Ontology annotation, molecular function: ribonuclease III activity; structural constituent of ribosome. Gene Ontology annotation, biological process: RNA processing; mitochondrial translation.